Molecule: messenger RNA, 3424 nt
Organism: Nothobranchius furzeri (turquoise killifish)
Lineage: Eukaryota; Metazoa; Chordata; Actinopteri; Cyprinodontiformes; Nothobranchiidae
Gene: slco2a1
Product: solute carrier organic anion transporter family, member 2A1
Biological process (GO): prostaglandin transport; transmembrane transport; sodium-independent organic anion transport
Cellular component (GO): plasma membrane
Molecular function (GO): prostaglandin transmembrane transporter activity; protein binding
Source: RefSeq, a predicted model, not a curated record
GCGCAGGUGGCUCGUGCGUGACUCAGCUCCUCAGCGCGAGACUAUCUGUUCCCAGUUCACAACUUUCAAAACAUUUGCGCGUGGAGCCGCGGGCCGAGUCCGGUUACAUCAGCUGUAGCUCUUAACCCCCCCUCCUCCAGCCCUCCGGUGGCUCACAGCGGAGACGCCAGCCUCCCACACUCACCCUCUCCGGUAGCAGCUCUCCCGUGGCCGCCUGAGGAGGACAUCGGCCGGACAGAUGGACUCACGUUACCACCGAGACUCCAGCAAAACCAGGACACCAUGCUGCAGCGUAAAGCUGUUCGUCCUUUGCCACGGCCUCCUGCAGCUCUCUCAGCUGCUGUACACCUCCUACUUCAAGAGCACCAUCACUACCAUCGAAAGACGCUAUGGCCUCAGCAGCUACUCAUCUGGAACCAUUUCCUCUCUCAAUGAGGUCAGCAACAUCCUCCUGAUUGUGUUUGUGAGCUACUUUGGAAAUCGGGUUCAUCGUCCUCGUGUCAUUGGAAUCGGCGGACUGCUGAUGGCUGUCAGUGCCAUGAUCCUGACCUUACCUCACUUCCUGUCACAGCCCUAUGACUAUGAUUCAGUCUUUCACAAUCGUCACGACAUUUGCAACCUGCAUGAGAACCGGAGCAGCACAGAGUCUUGUGACAAAACCAAGCAGCUGGAGGACACCAACAACCUGUGGGUGCUCAUGGCCAGUGCUCAGCUGCUCUUCGGUGUGGGCUCAGUCCCAAUCCAGCCCUUUGGGAUUUCCUACAUUGAUGAUUUCGCAGGACCGAGCAACUCCCCUCUAUACAUAGCUAUCCUGUUUGCAGUGUCUGUAAUUGGGCCUUCUAUUGGCUACCUGCUGGGCUCCGUCAUGCUGCGCAUCUAUGUGGAUGUGGACAGAAAUGGUUUGGGAGCAGAACAGGAGCUGCAGCAUGGAGAUCCCCGCUGGGUGGGGGCCUGGUGGAUGGGUUUGCUCAUUGCCACGGGCUGCCUGGUUCUCACCUCCAUCCCUUAUUUCUUCUUCCCUCGUCAAAUGCAUUCAGAGAUAACAGAGAGUGAGACUGACUCUACUGAUGACUUCAAGAAGCCAGAAGUCUGCUUACUUGAUUUACUAAAAAUGUUUCCUAGAAUGUUUAUCCAACUGCUGUUGAACACUCGUUUCCUGCUGCUGAUCCUGGCCCAGUGCUGCUUCUCCUCGGUGGUAGCGGGUCUGGCAACAUUCCUGAAUAAGUUUCUGGAGCGACAGUACGGCGCUUCAGUUGCCUACAGCAGUCUGCUAGUAGGUGCUGUGAAUCUGCCAGCGGUGGCCGUGGGGAUGCUGAUCGGUGGCAUCAUCAUGAAGAGGAUGGGCCUCUCUUUGAAGACCAUUCCACGCUUCUGUGUGGUCAUGCUCACCGUUUCCACUCUCCUCUGCAUACCGCUCUUCUUCAUGGGAUGUCCCACGCAGAGCGUCUCGGAGGUCAAUCACCCAGUCGGACUGCACCAGCCUUUAUCCAAGUGCUACUUGAACUGCUCCUGCCCUGCCGGCGCUUUCAACCCUGUGUGUGGUUCUGACGGUGUGGAGUACGUCUCUCCCUGCCACGCCGGCUGCACCAACUUCACUAAAGACCCCAACAACACUCACCGGGUUCAGCUUUAUACAAACUGCAGGUGUUUGUUAGACGGGCAGAACCACGCCCAUCCAUCCCCUUGUGUGAACAGCUGUCCUCAUUUCCUCCUCCCGGUCAUCCUCGUCCUCUCUUUAGCAUCACUAAUCGCCUGCCUCACUCACAACCCAUUGUAUAUGAUGGUGCUCCGGUCUGUUCCCUUCGAAGAGAAGUCAUUUGCUAUAGGAAUUCAGUUUUUACUCAUGAGAGUUUUAGCCUGGCUCCCUGCUCCAGCCCUCUUCGGCAUGGCCAUUGACACUUCCUGUAUUUGGUGGAAGCACGUUUGUGGAAAGAAGUUUAGCUGUGGUUACUACAACAACAAUCUCUUCAGAAGUCGGUAUUUAGGUUUACAGGUGGGUUAUAAGAUCCUAGGCAUCCUCCUGCUGAUGAUCCUGGUGCGGAAGGAGAGGAAGACCAAGGAGUACGAUCUGGAAAAGAGGCCAGAGGGAUCACUGUGAUCCCAGUGAGACUCUCAUAGCUUUGCUGUGCCGUAUAAAAUGUUUUAUAGGACAGUAUUCCCAAAAAACAUGCAUGGGUGAGGGGAACUCAGUCUCUGCAGGACCAAUUUCCUGCCUGGUACCUCACCUUUUGGAGAGAGGACAUCUACUGAAAAAGAAAAAAAAAUGAACAUUUGUAUACAUCAAGACUUUUGCUGCUUUCACAUAGGAUGCAGCGAAUGGUGAGCUCUCUGUUGGGAUUCUGCUUGAAACUGCUGGCAUAUUUGAUGUUGGAUUUUUCUUCCAGCUGCUUGUGGAAAGUGAGAUGGAUUUCAGAUGAAGGUUCUGGAGUUACGAUUUGUGUCAGUACAAUGAGCGCUCCCAGGGUUGCUUCAAAGUGAGUAGGUCAUUUGACAGCCAGUUGACAUGUUGUCAGGGAGAAUUCUACUAAGACUGGAGGUUAAAUGGAACACCUGCCUCAUUGUUGUUAACCCUCUCAGGCUCCAAAUAAGGUUUGAUAAAAGGACGAACAUCUAAGUCCUUCAGGGGAGUUAAAAAAUGCUCAUGAAAUACGUACGUGGAGUAGGUAGGUAGGUAGGUUUUAACUGUUGCACAUCUGCAACGCCUGCCUCCAGAGGGUUAAAAUAAAAAUGAUCAUCUUGUGUCGAAAUGUGGUAACAUCUUGAAAUUAGCACAAUUUCAGACAGUAAUACAAGUUCUUGCAUGAGCUGUUUGCACUCAGACAAUCAUGUUAUUGUCACUGGGUGCCUGUGAAACUUAGUGGCAGCCAUCUUUAAUUUGGUUGAGUUCAUCUGUUGUAGAAGUACAGCCAUUGAUUUUAGUUCUAUUCAAAUCCAUCGUGUGGUUCAGGAGAUAUUUCAUAUGUCGACCCCAGAUGCACCGACAAAAACGUUACCGCCCACCUUUACACCUUCAGUCAAAAACAUGAAUGUGUUUAUUUAAACGCUACCUUCUAUGUGAAAGCAGCUUCACUUGUGAGCACAAGAUUCAUAACAUAAAUGUGAUAUAGCACAGCAUUUAUCGAGCAUUUAUAAUAACGAGACUGAUGAUUAAACGACACCUAAAUAUCUUUGUACUUCACAGAUUCAUCUUAGGUAAGGAUCGUCUUGUUUGGGUUUCUGUUUGAGUUGUAAACACCUGUGUCUUGUUAACUGUGUAGCUUAAUAUUUAAGUUAUUAUCCUAAAUGAUCGUCUCAUACACUGAGACAUCUUUAACCGCAGCAGUACUUGUUUCAUAUAUGUUACUUUUUUAUUGCAGUGUUCAAAUACCAAACACCCGCACUGUCAUUCAUAUUUUUAAAUAAAGUUAAGUGCACAUUUUACAAA